UGUUGUUUUUGGUGAUUCUACGUCAACGAUAAAUAGGAUGAAUUUGUGUUAUUUUAUACGUAAAACGAGCCAUUUUGCAUAAAAGAGAAAUGUUAUAGUAAUCUUCAAUAAGUCUGAACUGCAUUUAUGUGUCUGUCUUUGAGUUUUUUACACCAGAUUUUUUGUAGAAGUGGACAAGUUUAAGCUGCUGAUUGGAGAUAUAUACCAACUUUUAUGCCUUCUAUUGAAGAACAAGCUACAGGAAUAACAGAGUAUACAGCAUAUAUAAAAUGGAAAUAAGUAACAAAAGUGUUGUCAGUUCAAAGUGACCUGAUAGUCUAGUACAGCAUUCACACAACACCUAACCUUUAUACAUAUGUAAGCAUUAUUAGAUGAUCCAAAUUAAUCUGAAUAGUGAUCAGAAACGAAACCUAAUCUAGAGGAACCCAGAUUCCACAGUAACAACUGCAUAUCAAACAGUAUGAAGAACAUGGAUGAGGUGAACUGUAGAAAGGGUGAUGUGUCAAAUACACAGGUUGUCUCUCUUGCCACAGAAACUACCCUUAAUAACUCUGGACUUAUGUUUUCUGAUGGAACCAAUAUGCUUGCUUCUUCAGAUUUAGCCCUGGAUGAUAGUGGCACAACAUAUGUGACUCUUCCACUGCAUUUACUUCAGGAUGGUUCAAUACUUGAUUCAGGAUCUGGAGUUCAUAACUUAAUUCUUAAAAAUCUAGCCAGCAACACAGUGUAUCUCGAUACUAGUCAGUUGACCCUUCUGUCUGGGGGUUCUAGUCAAGUAGUAUUAAGUACAGAUGGCCUUGUUGAAGAUGGAGAUGGAAAGAUUAUAUUGGAUGCAGAAAAUGCAGACAAGAAUUCCAACAAAAUUUCAGUUAUACCAGGCCUGGGAGUUGAUAUUUCAACCAUUGAUUUGACAAACCUUAGUGGUGAAGGAGGAAGUGGAGAUGUAGUUUCUGAUCCAACAGAGGAUGGAGAAGUCACCAAGCGUGGGUGUCUCACAUUUGAUCUCCCCACAGCCAUUUCUUCCCAAUCAGCUAGUAAGCAAAAUCAUCAGGUUCAUCAGCGUACAUCAUCAAGAAGAGGUCCUGGACGACCUAGGAGGGAAGAUACAGAAGUGGAUCCUCCCAUUGGAAAGGGUCCAUUUAAGUGCCCUAUUUGUGCUAAGGAGUUUUCAAAAUCAUCACAGUGCAAGAGACAUGUGAAGUGCCAUUCUGAUGACAAGCCAUUUCUUUGUAAUUUGUGUCCAUCAUCAUUCAAUGUGGAGUCAAAUUUGAUUCUUCAUAAGGCAACUCAUAAUGUAGAUGACCCACGAUGUCCUGAGUGUAAUAAGAAGUUCUCUCGCAUUGCAAGUUUAAAGGCCCAUGUGAUGCUGCAUGAGAAGGAGGAGAGCCUGUUCUGCUCUGAGUGUGGUGAUGAGUUCAGCACAAUAGCCCAACUUGAAGAACAUAAAAAGGAGCACCAAAAUGAAUGGGUGAAACCUUCUACCCCACAGUGUCGACAGUGCAAAUGGCAAUUCUCUCGUGCUUCAGCACUGCGUGAGCAUAUGAAGGAACAUUAUAAGGUAAAAGCUUCGCUGUCACACAAAAGCCAUAAACGUAACAUAGAUCGAAGCACUUUCAUCCAUAAAUGUGAUACCUGCGACAAAUGCUUCCAGAAACCAAGCCAAUUGGUCCGACAUAAGAGGAUUCACACAGGUGAAAGGCCAUAUAAGUGCCAGUUAUGCUCAAGAGCUUUCAACCAGAAAGGCUCUCUACAAAUUCAUAUGUCCAAACACAAUGGUAUUAAACCAUUUCACUGUGAAUUUUGUGCUGCUGCUUUCAGUCAGAAAGGUAAUCUCCGUGCUCACAUUGUACGAGUUCAUACAAUCCCAAACUCAGGAGAACAGGUCUAUAAAUGCAUGGAGUGCCCAUGUGUGUUUAAAAAAUUGGGAAGCCUUAAUGCACAUAUGAGUCGAAUGCAUUGUGGUGAUGGCACACAGAAGAUUGAUGGAUCAGAUACCAGUGAUACAUCCCACAUGGUGAAUGUGCGAGCUGUGUUGUCGCAGUUGGCAGAACUGCAAGCAGAUGUGGCAGGAGACAAAAGCAAGAUGCCUGACCAGCCAAGUGAUGCAGACAUUCUUCAGCAGGCUCUGGUUAAUAGUGGCCUCUCUGGGAAAGAUCAGUCUGCUCUGCGAGGACUGCAGGAUGGUUCUUCCAAACAGGAAAGCAAAAUGAAGGGUGAUGUUAGUGGCGACACUGGAACAGUUCGCCCACACAAGGACAGCAGUACAACAAGCUACAUUACAUUGGCUGACAGAGGACUUGAUGGAACAGUGAGGAGAUACAUCAUUCGGCAACGUCGUGUGGGGACAGUUCGAUGGCAUCAGUGUUCAUACUGUACCAAAGAAUUCAAGAAACCCUCAGAUCUAGUUAGGCAUAUCAGAAUACACACACAUGAACGGCCAUACAAGUGCACUCAUUGUUUCCGGUCCUUUGCUGUGAAGUCUACACUCACUGCCCACAUUCGGACGCACACUGGUAUCAGGGACCAUGUGUGCUAUAUGUGCCUCAAAAAAUUCUCUUCUGCUAGCAGUCUUAAAGUUCACAUACGGAUGCAUACAGGUACCAAACCCUUUGCAUGUCAGCUCUGUGACAAGACAUUCCGAACUACGGGUCAUCAAAAGACUCACAUGUUGUCUCAUACCAAAGAAGGUAGUGGAACAUCCGAAGAAAGGGUUGCAAGGCGAAAACUGGUGAGACAGAAACCUACUCUUCCUGUCUUACCAGAAGUUGCUUUGCAGGAACCAAUCAUUAUCACAAAUAAUGGAUUUGUACAAGCUGUGGCACGCAACAGUACUGUUUUCCUUCCUGGUAACACUGUGAGUUUGGAUCGUCCAUACAUGUGUAAUGUAUGCAAUGCAGCAUUUCGUAAAUUAAGUCAUCUCAAACAGCAUAUUCGCAUGCACACUGGUGAACGCCCAUAUAAGUGCACGCUAUGUGAUAGGCAUUUCAUAUCAAAUGGGGUGCUCAAAGCUCACCAACGUACACAUGAAGGAGUAAAAUCAUACAAGUGUCCAGAAUGUAGUAACAUGUUCUCUACAAAUGGAAGCUUAAAACGUCAUAUGGGGACACACAGUGAUGUCAGGCCCUUCAUGUGUCCAUACUGUCAUAAAACAUUCAAAACAUCCGUCAACUGCCGCAAACACAUCAAGACUCAUAAGCAUGAACUGGCUCUACAGGUUGCACAGCAAACAGCCAAAGAAGAAGGAACUAAUAUUCUCAGCACGAUACCAGUAAAUGGGCAAGGUCCUGCCGUGGUGACAGAAAGUACAAACUUCCCGCCUGAAGGUCUAGGUCCAGACUUCACUCAAGCAUUUUCAGAUCAGCCAUUUCAGGUGGCCUCAACCACUGAACAACAGGAGCAAGAGGAAUCAACAUUUGCUCAGAAUACGCUUGUUCAUACACUUGCUUCUGGUCCUCUGGGGGACGGUGCUGAUCCUGUAACAGCUCCUGGGGUGAUAACACAUACUUUGCAUGCUGAUGCCACAGGGACCAUUACAUUGCCAAGCCUUGCUGGACAACAUACUUUGACUCAGGAGAGCAUCCGGGAAAUUGAGCGUACACUGAAUGAGCAGAUUUUUGGUACUUCUGCAACUGUAACAUCGGAUGUCGUAAAUGUUGGGGGAGCAUCCAGUGACCUGGCCACAAGGGUCGAAGUUGGCGGUAGUGACAGUGAAGUCGAGUCCACCACAACUGAAGAUUUGGCACGUACUCUUGGAGCUGCUACUUCUCCAUCAGCUCAGCCUGAUCCUUCAGCCCUAGGCACUUUGUCAGAAGGACAUAAAGAUGAUAACAGAAACAAGAAUCCAGCAGAACCUUCUGGUAACAGCAGUGUAUUUGGCACCACCUUUGAUUCAGCAGGUUUUGAAUCUUGUGUCUUCUCAGCUAUUACUCUUCAGAGUGAUCCUCUUGAACUUGAAGGUCUGGGAUCAGGUUCAUCCAUGACUACGAACAUGGCCAGCAUUCUCCCUCCAUCUGGGCACCCAGUGCCUGAACCUCAGUCUUCUGGAACAGCUGACACUACUUCUAAGCCUGAACCCUCAGUAAUGUCUCCGAUGGAUGGCCCAGUUGCUGCUGCUGCUGCAGUAGCGGCUGAUGACGCAGAGAAAGAUAAAAACUAUGUUCCAGGACGACCUUUCAGUUCAGAUGCUCCACCUGGUGAACGGCCUUUCAAAUGCAAACAGUGCAGUCGUGCAUUUAAGAAGUCAUAUCAUCUUAAAGAACAUACAAGAAGCCAUGUAGGAAAGAGCUUAAGCUGUUCAUUGUGUGAAAGGAAGUGUACUACCUUCGGUGCUCUUAGGGCUCAUAUGAAAACACAUGAUGGCAAUAGAGAUUUUGGAUGUGAUAUAUGUGGUUGCCGAUUCACAACAAAUGGUUCUCUGAAACGUCACAUGAGUGUUCAUAGCAAUGAAAGGCCAUUGAAAUGCUGUAUCUGCAAUGCAAUGUUCCGGACAGACCAGCUGUUACGUAGACACAUCAAGCUUCAUGAACCAAGGGAGAGGAAGGGGAAGCUGGUAGCAACCAAUCCAUUACAGUCACCACGUGGACGUCGGCGUGCAGCUGUCAUCAGACUCACUGCAGAAGAAACUCAGGUUCUAGCACAGCAACCUCUUGACAAUGCAACUACUGUCUCAGAAAAAGUGCUCAUUGCUUCAGUUGCUGAAAAGGACCGUAUUAGUGAACUGAAGGAUCCUGAUCAACAGUACAAUAUGGAACCAAUUCAUCCAAACCAAUGCAAAUAUUGCCCUAAGAGUUUCCGAAAGCCAUCAGAUCUAGUGCGUCAUAUUCGAAUCCACACAGGAGAGCGGCCAUACCAGUGUGCCUGCUGUAAUAAAUGCUUCACUGUCAAGUCAACAUUAGACAGUCACCUUAAAACACAUGGUGGACAGAAGCUUUUUGCCUGCCAUGUUUGUGGUUGCCUUUUCUCGACUAAAGGAAGCCUCAAGGUUCACAUGCGUCUGCACACAGGUGCCAAACCUUUCAAAUGCCCACUCUGUGAGAUGAGAUUUCGUACAUCUGGUCACCGUAAAGCUCACCUUAUGUCUCAUAUGAAGCACGCAGCUAGUGGUGGUGGGAAACUUUCAUCUCAACUUACAACAUCUGCACGUCGAAACAAACAAGUUGCCGAACAGCAACAACCAGAGCAAGAACAUGAAUCAGAGCUGCAGAACCCAGCAACCAGCACCACAUCAGAGCUAGUGACUGAAACUAUGACACACAUAACACUGGAUCCUGCAACACUAAGUAGCCUGAUACCAGGAGAACCAUUCAAUUCCUCACUGCUGACAACAGCUGCUGAUGGAAGUCACAUUAUGGGCAACUUUCAGUUGCAGCUGACUGAUGGUUUGCAAAUAGCAGGAGUAGAUCCAUCUGGAAUGCUCCAUUCUUAUACAACACAGGCUGUCCAGCUGGAUGAGGCUCUUCUCCAGCAAUUUCAGGCCUCAAACAUAAUUAUCCAGACUACAGAAAGUAAUGACCAGAUGCAGACUCAUGUAAGAGAGGGCAACACAGUUGAAGAUCGACAGCAGCAACAAGCCACAGUAGAUGCUGAUGCUGAUGCUGAAAUGGCAACUGUGCGCUUUGAAAUCCACACAGAUGAGCACGGACAGAUUAUCAAUAUUCAACCAGCCCUGUUACACGAAAUUCCUUCAAGAAAUGGAGAUAUAACAUUUGACCUGACAGGUGACUUGGAUAUGGAAGUAGUGGAAGGUGAUCAACAGUCUCAGGCAUCUCGCUUCCGUGUUACAGACAGUAGAAAAGAAGGACGCACUCUUGUGGCUGUGUCAAUGGGAAACCAUAUGCCUGAUGGACACAAAGAUAAGGAAGGCGGAAAUACUACAGAAGACUACUUAUUGUUUCAUGAUUGUGCUACAUGUGGAAAACACUUUUCAAAGCCCAGUCAGUUGGAGCGUCACACUCGUAUACACACUGGAGAGCGUCCGUUUACCUGUCCCCUCUGUGCCAAGACAUUCAACCAAAAGAAUGCACUCAACACACAUGUGAAAAGUCAUACCGGGGAACGUCCUUUCCCUUGUCCCUACUGUCACUAUUCUUUUACACAAAAGGGCAAUCUGAAAACACAUAUGCGACGUGCCCAUCAGUUCAGUUCUCUUGAGCUAGCUACGAACUCAGCUAUUACAGUUACUACAUCCAUAGCUUCUCCUUCCGCUCCUACUCGAUCGUUGCUCAAACCCAAGCAGCAGUCUACACUGACAAACUUGAACAGUAAUGUAGACUUGGCUGCUGGGAAAUCUCUCGAUCUUGAGAAAGUUGUAGGUGAUCUGUUUCCACAGAUGAGGAAUACCACUCCUGCUGACCCUUAAACAGUGCAUUUCGAUCACCAACGUAAGUACAAACAAACAUUCAUUUAAGCAAUGUGAUGAACAUAAAGUUGCCUUUAAGAUAUUACAAAUAAAAGCUGUCAAUUUAAAUACUGUGUAUAUACAAAUAUUAAAUAGGAAAUACUGUAAAAAUUGUAGAUAUAUUUUCAAAUGUUAAUUUUUUGUGAAUAUUUUCAUCCUUUUACUUAUAUAUGUUUAC
Cryptotermes secundus is the source of this 6575-nucleotide messenger RNA. Its product is annotated as zinc finger protein 236. The record is from RefSeq and is a predicted model, not a curated record. Lineage: Eukaryota; Metazoa; Arthropoda; Insecta; Blattodea; Kalotermitidae. Bases 461 to 6358 code for a protein of 1965 amino acids. Gene Ontology annotation, biological process: regulation of transcription by RNA polymerase II. Gene Ontology annotation, cellular component: nucleus. The transcript is spliced from 29 exons. Gene Ontology annotation, molecular function: RNA polymerase II cis-regulatory region sequence-specific DNA binding; zinc ion binding; DNA-binding transcription factor activity, RNA polymerase II-specific.